ACUUGUACACUCUUUCCUCGCAAAAUGAAGACUGGUAAACAUUACUGGUAUGCACUCCUUUUUAUACUGUUUGAAGUGCCUACCUGUGUGUACCUGAGCACUGCUUAUUUGCAAUAUUUAUUUAUUACCUGGUUACGCAAAUAACUCUUUUUGAAAAACCCAACUAACUCUUUUAUUAUUGUGUUGUUUUCAAAUGAACUGUUAUCCCUUACAAUAUUCUAUGUACCUGUUGAAUUUGGUGACAUAUUUUUAUGACCUAGCAUUAAUAUUUUCAAUAUGCAGCUGCAAUGGACCGUGCUGCUGCGUUGAAUUGCAGGCAUAAAUAGACCGCUUGGAAAUGAAACUGAAACACAUUGAAGAUUCAAUUGACAAUAUUGUUAAGAAGAAAUUGGAUGAAAUACAAAAAACAAAUAUUGCGAUGAACGCAAAAGUUUUAGCAUUUAUGAACCAGCUUUCAAAAAAUAUGGCCGAUCCCGAAAUAAUGUUACCAAUAAAGAAUGAGGAGGAGAUAAGUUCAAUGGAUGCUGCAAUAAAGGAGACUCCUCAAAAAUAUAAUAAAUUGUUUCAAUCUACUUUACAAGGUGGAAUUUCUUCAAAUAUGGAAAGGGUUUUCUCCAAGGAUCUUAUUAUCAGAAUGAAUUACAAUGGGGAGUACGGAAAAAUUAGUUUGCGGAAGUAUGCAAACAUAUGUAUAAUCGACUUAGCGGGACGGACGCACGUAUGAAGACUUCGUGCGUUCGAUACGAGAUGGUUUCAAACGAAGCAAAAACUGUUUCUACAAAAAGAGAUCGUACGACAAAAAGCUUAUCAGUUCACCAUCAAUUAUUAGUCCAUCGGAUUCCAGAUAUCCAGAAUUUAAUUUUUAAUUUUCAUUUAGCUUAAGUUUUAUGUUCAAU
Molecule: messenger RNA, 896 nt
Organism: Drosophila ananassae
Lineage: Eukaryota; Metazoa; Arthropoda; Insecta; Diptera; Drosophilidae
Exons: 6
Coding region: 338-724 (128 amino acids)
Source: RefSeq, a predicted model, not a curated record